AUGCCAUUCGGUAUAUCUGCUGCUCCAGGGAUUUUCCAGAAGUUUAUGGAGACGUUGUUGGCAGGUAUACCGGGCACGCAAGUGUAUCUCGAUGAUAUCCUUGUGGUGGCCCAGAAUGAAAAGGAGCACAGUGAAAGGAUUGAAAAGGUCCUACAGAAGUUGCAGAAGGCAAAUCUGACGGUAAAGAAGGAAAAGUGUCGGUUUGGUGUCAAAGAACUCGAGUUUGUGGGGUAUAAAAUCGAUGAUCAAGGAAUUCACCCCACACGAGAUCAUGUGAAGGACAUAGUUCAGACACCACCACCUCAGAAUAAGACAGAGCUGAAAGCAUUUCUGGGCAUCAUAAACUUCUAUGGGAGGUUUAUAAAAGACAGGGCGUCAGUGGCAGAAUGUCUGCAUCGGCUACUGGAUGAUGGAGCCGAAUGGAAGUGGAAAGUUGAACAUCAACGAGCCAUGGAUGAGUUGAAGAAAGAGCUAAGAUCAGAGGCCGUAUUGAUACAUUAUCGUAUGGAUCUACCACUGAUCUUGUGUUGUGAUAGCUCACCUUACGGCGUAGGUGCAGUCUUGGGUCAUGAAACACCAGAAGGAGAGAAGCCAAUUGCCUAUUUUUCACGAACGAUGAACGACACCCAGAGAAGAUAUGGACAGAUAGACAAAGAGGCGCUUUCAAUCAUCACCGCAGUGAAACAUUUCCACCAGUAUAUUAGUGGCAGAAAAGUGAAGAUUUACACUGAUCAUCGCCCAUUGUUGGGAGUUUUCAAUCCUAAGAAGCCCAUUCAAAGUACAUUGUCCCCUAGGAUGACAAGAUGGUGCUUGACGUUGGCAUCAUAUGAUUACGAAAUAGAAUACAGGCCCGGAGAGAAACACCAAAAUGCUGAUGCACUCAGUAGAGUUCCAGUGAGAGAAAGCUUGAAACUCGCGGAGGAAGAAGAAUCUCGUGGGGAGAUUCUAAUGCUACAAGAUGACGUCAUCCCUGUUUCAGCCGUGGAAAUUCAGGAACACACGAAGAAGGACAAGACACUGAUGCGUGUGAAGAGGUGGAUUUUGGAAGGAUGGCCCGACAGAUGUCCUGACCCUGAGUUGAAACCCUUCUUUAUGGUUCGUAAAGAAUUGUCAAUCAUGCGAGAUGUCCUGCUGAGGGGGAAUCAAGUCGUAGUUCCAAAGACGCUCCAAGAGAGACUGCUGAAUUCACUUCAUGCUACACACUGGGGCAUGGUAAACAUGAAAGCGAUAGCUAGAAGCUACAUGUGGUGGCCUGGUAUUGAUGCGCAAAUAGAGACCAAGGUCAAGCAAUGUGAGCGGUGCCAAGUGGUCCGAAACAGUCCGCCAAGAGCACCACUGUGUUCAGAUGAAGAACUGCAUAAACCAUGGGAGAGGCUACAUUUGGAUUUUGCGGGACCUGUGAAAGGAGUGACUUAUCUCAUAGUAGUGGAUGCCAUGUCAAAGUGGUUGGAAGUGAAGAUUGUUCGAUCACAAUCCAGCAAGGAGGUCAUACGCAUUCUCAGAGAGCUUUUCGCGACACAUGGUGUACCCUCUGAGAUAUACACAGAUAAUGGUACGGCGUUUGUGUCUGAAGAGAUGAAGAAGUUUCACAAACAAAACAACAUCCGUGGUAUUACAAUAUCUCCUUGGCAUCCUGCGAGCAAUGGACAAGCAGAGAUUAUGGUACAGAAGGCGAAAAAGGCUCUGGCGAAAAUUGAAGGGAAUGAUAUUAAUUUGAAGUUGGCACGUUAUCUAUUUGCUCAGCACACAACACCAAGCAACGCAACAGGAAAAACCCCUUGUGAGCUAUUGAUGGGAAGAAAGCUGAAGUCAUGUUUGAGCAGGAUACACCCGGAGGAAAUCAAAGGGGAAGGAAAAGAGAAGAAACAGCCAAGGAAGUUCCGUGUGGGAGAUGCAGUGUAUGUGAGAAACUACUCUGAGGGCAAUCAAUGGGUUCCAGCUUGGGUGGCAGAGGUCACUGGACCUGUCUCAUACAAAGUUCAGACUGAAAAUGGAACAGUGUGGAGACGCCAUGUAAACCAGAUGAUUGAGCGCCUUGUGAAGAAUACACCGCCACCGGAAGACUUCGGAGCGACUUCAGGACAGCAGAAUGUAGAAGAUGAGCCUGACGAUGGAGAACCAUUAUCAGAGGAGGAAAACGAUUUUGAGAGUGCCUCUGAGAGUAUUGUAAAUACUACAGCAGAGUCACCGGAACAGGAACCACGACCCCAACGAGAGCGUCGUCUUCCGGCAUACUUGAGAGAUUAUGUUUUGAGUUAA
Lutzomyia longipalpis is the source of this 2259-nucleotide messenger RNA. RefSeq lists its product as uncharacterized. NCBI's taxonomy places the organism in Eukaryota, Metazoa, Arthropoda, Insecta, Diptera, Psychodidae. Gene Ontology annotation, biological process: DNA integration. The coding region runs from base 1 to 2259 and encodes 752 amino acids. The record is from RefSeq and is a predicted model, not a curated record. Gene Ontology annotation, molecular function: nucleic acid binding. The transcript has a single exon.